AUGGAUGAACAAAUGGUCGACGCUCAAGAAAUUGCCCAAGAAACACCAGCCGAGCAUGUUUUCCGCGCGCCCUCGAUCCACACGGCCGAGAUCCUUAAGGGCGACUCGUACUCGCACUUUUCCAACAUCCCGCAGACCAUUGCCGACGACAUGACGACCGAGUGCGUACUCGGUGUCGACGAAGCAGGCAGAGGUCCAGUAAUUGGCCCUAUGGUGUAUGCACUUUUCUACCUUCCCGCGGCGCAGCACCGCUCCCUGCUCGCCGACACACACCACUUUGACGACUCCAAAGUGCUGACACCAGCCGUGCGGUCCUCACUCAUGGAAACGCUCUGCACGCCCGACAGUGACUUGCAUCAGACUUGUGGCUGGGCCACCCGCGUCAUGUCUGCCCGCGACAUCUCAGCCGGCAUGCUCAAAGCCGGGGGAACAUACAACUUAAACGCGCAGGCCAUGGAUGCGACCAUAGAGCUGGUGCAGAGCGUUCUCGCACGCGGCAUCAAUGUCGGCCACAUUUAUGUCGACACGAUCGGCAGCCCGGCCGUCUACCAAAAGCGCCUCGAGCGUGUCUUCCCUUCUGUGCGCAUCACCGUCGCCAAAAAGGCCGAUUCGCUCUACCCCAGCGUCUCGGCUGCGUCGGUUUGUGCCAAGGUCACCCGCGACGCUGCUCUCGACGUCUGCUACGAGACAUAUGCGGCGGGCGCAGAUGCGAGUCCCGCGGCUGCGGAUGGCUGGGGUUCGGGCUACCCGUCUGAUGCGCGCUGCUCAAGCUGGCUGAAGCGGAACAUGGAUCCAGUCUUUGGCUGGGGUGCCGAAUGCCGCUUCAGCUGGGGCACGGCAAAGGAUCUGCUUGAAGACAACAAGAAGGCGCCACUGAAGGUCGAGUGGCCGGUCGAGGAUGGCGACGAUGGCAUGCAGAUCUCCAAGUUCUUCACUGGCGCUGACGGGGACGAGGAUGGCGAUGAGUUGUCGAACUGGUAUGGCAGGCGCGUGGCGGAGGAGGUCUUCUGA
Aplosporella prunicola CBS 121167 is the source of this 1011-nucleotide messenger RNA. RefSeq lists its product as uncharacterized. Bases 1 to 1011 code for a protein of 336 amino acids. The record is from RefSeq and is a predicted model, not a curated record. Gene Ontology annotation, cellular component: ribonuclease H2 complex. The transcript has 2 exons. Gene Ontology annotation, molecular function: RNA-DNA hybrid ribonuclease activity; RNA binding. Gene Ontology annotation, biological process: DNA replication, removal of RNA primer; mismatch repair. Lineage: Eukaryota; Fungi; Ascomycota; Dothideomycetes; Botryosphaeriales; Aplosporellaceae.